CGUAAAUGAACGGCCUUCCCUAUUCUUAUUUACCGUUUGUUUACAUUUUUUGAGACGCCGUUGUCAACCAACACAAUUUAAUCAAACAUUGACCAAUGUUGUAUGAAACUGAGCAAUGAGUGGCAAAAUUACAAUAUGCGCCUGACAAACUACCGAAGUAAUACGCGUUUGUAGCUUUAAUAUCACCUUUGGAAAAAAUAAAACAAGAUGAGGACUGUCCCGAAGUGGGUGAAUAAAAUUCACGAAGCCGACAAAGUAGAGUUUUCCAGCGUCCACACAAUAUGCUUCAGUCCGGACGGCAGCCAGCUUGUAGUAGGUGCAGGAGAGAAGGUGAUGGUCUAUGAUCCCAGAGAUGGAGCUCUUGUCCAGUUACUCCAGGCUCACAAAGGUGCAGUCCAUGCGGUGGCAUACUGCGGAGAUGGCAAGAAGUUUGCAAGUGGUAGUGCCGAUAAAAAUGUUAUCAUUUGGACUUCCAAGAUGGAAGGCAUAUUGAAAUACUCGCACAGCGAACCAAUCCAGUGCCUUGCCUACAAUCCUGUGACAUUCCACUUGGCAUCGUGUGCUCUCACCGACUUCGCAUUCUGGUCAAUGGAUGUGAAAGCAGUGCAGAAGUUCCGGGUGCCGGGGCGGAUUACUAGCUGUGCUUGGUCUACUAAUGGCCAGUACUUAGCUGUGGGACUGGCUGUUGGCGCAGUUUCUAUAAGAGAUAAAAUGGGAGAUGAAAUAUAUCGCGUGACCCGUGAAGCGGCUGUGUGGGCGGUUGCCUUCUCGAAAUCGAUUCUGGUAGUCACUGACUGGAAUGAUACCCUGUCCUUCUACAACACUCAGGGUCAACAGAUUCUGAAGGACCGAAAUAUAGGUAUAUCAGCACUAUCAGUGACGAUGCUUGGAGCCCUCGUGUUAGUCGGUGGCGUGGGCGGCUGGGCGGUGUUAACAUCGGAAGGGGUGCCUAUAUUGAGCACUCCUCAAGAGUGGGUCUGGGCUAUUGCUCCGUCACCUUCUUUUAAUAAUCUGGCGGUCGCUUGCCAAGACGGGACACUGUGGUGCUACCAAAUAGUGUUCAGCACGGUGCACGGCCUGUACCGUGAACGUUACGCGUACAGAGAGAAUAUGACUGAUGUCAUCAUUCAGCACCUCACCACUGGGAACAAAGUGCGCAUCAAAUGCCAUGACAGGGUGCAGAAGAUCGCCAUUUAUAAGCAUCGACUUGCGGUACAACUACCAGAACGCGUGGUAGUGUAUGAACAGGGUGAUGUCGAAGGCAUGCUAUACAGGGUGCGGGAGAAACUGCCGCAGAAGACUGAGUGCUCACUCCUAGUGGCUACUAGUGACGCCUUACUUUUGUGUCAGGACACGAAACUAUCAAUAAUAGGACGAUCCAUACCUAAAUCAUGGACAGUGCCAGCGCCGAUACGGUACGUCAAGGUGACCACGCUUUACUUCGAAGAAGUUCUGCUGCUGGGACUUAUGAAUGGACAGAUCUGGCAAGUGGAGCCUCACCACGGCAGCGCUAAGAUGGUGCUUCACACUCCAGCGUCGGUCCGUUGUUUAGACGUGAGCGCAUCCCGGGCCUACCUCGCCGUGGUCGACGAGUCCUCAGUCUGCAGAGUCUAUAAUUUAUCUACGGGUGAAUUGCUGUUUACGGAGGAGAACAUAUCAUCAGUUUCAUGGAACUCGUGGUGUGAUGAGUUGCUAAGCCUGUCGGGAGGUGGCUUGCUGUCUAUCAAGGCUUGUCAUUUUCCACCAGCUACACAACCUCUAGCAGGCUCCGUGGUAGGGUUCCAGGGCGGUCGAGUGUUCUGCCUGCAAGCGAAUUCGAUGCAAACUAUCAACGUGCCUUUAUCACACGCCGUGCAUCAGUACAUACACCAUAAGAUGUUCAACGAGGCGUAUUCAGUAGCUUGCCUGGGUGUGACAUCACUGGACUGGGAGAGGCUCGGCGUAGCUGCUUUAGAAGAACUGUCCUUUGAAAUAGCGAGGAAAGCCUUCCAGAGAAGCGAGAACAUCGUGUUCCUGAAUCUUAUUGAUCAUUUGCAGGAACGGUUCGAAGCCGGUGAGAAGCGGGCAGUCGUGUUAGGUGAAGUAUUAGCAUACCGCGGAAGAUACGCCGAUGCCGCGCGUUCUUUCAAAAGCGUCGGUCGUGAUGAGAGGGCGCUUAAUCUGUACGUGGAUCUUAGAAUGUUCAAUAAAGCUCAGGAAUACGUAGGCGAGGGCGAAGGCCUGGCAGCCCUAGCAAGGCGUCGGGCUGAAUGGGCGAGACACGUGAACGAACCCCGCGCCGCCGCAGAAAUGUACCUCGCGGCUGGCGACGUGAAACGCGCUGCUGAACUCAUGGCCGAAACUGGGAGGAGAGAUAUGCUAAUAGAGUUAGCACGUAAGCUGGACAAGGGAUCCAGCGGUUCGCUUCGCUACGUGGCCGAGGCGUUAGUGAAGGCGGGCGAGCCAGCAACCGCUGCUGACGUGUAUCAACGACUUGGAGAUUAUAUUAAAGUAGCACAAUUAGCAGUGGCGGCGGGCGAAUGGUCGCGCGCAUUCAAUCUGGCGCGAGAGCAUGCCGAGUGUAAGCGGGAGGUCUAUCUGCCGUAUGCGCAUCGAAUGGCACAAGAGAACAGAUUCGUUGAUGCUCAGAAAGCAUACCACAUGGCAGGAGAGACUGCGACAGCGAUGCGAGUUUUCACCAUACUAGUGGGCAACGCGGUCGCGGAGGAGCGAUUCUGUGACGCGGGGUACCUACACCAUCUGCUGGCCUCGCAGUACCUUGACACUGCUGCUGCUGCGACUACUGAUAAUAACUUCCAGGAAAGCGUAGAACUCCUAAUACUAAAGACUCGCGCCAGUACAGGGGUGGAGUCUCGUGAUGAUGAAGUGGCGCCACUGUGCUGGCGGUGUCGGCGACACGCGCCGCCGCUGUGUGCGUCGCGCUGUCCUUACUGCAGGCACGCGUUAGCGCACUCACUCGCGACACACGAAGUGCUACCCCUCGUACAAUUCGAGCCUGCCGAGGGUAUAACGUACGAAGAAGCGCUAGAUCUCAUAGAACGUGCUCCGCUGCCCGAGUCGACGGACACAGAGAGCUCGGACGGUGCUGAGAUACUGAGGAUAGACAGGGACGUUGAUGGCAGCGAUCCUUUCUUAGAUAAAGUUGAGGAGGACGACGACCUAGGCGUGGUAGUAUGCAGUCGCGGUGCGUUGCUGCAACUGAGCCCAGCCAGCGUAGUGGUGAUCCAGCGGCCACCGCUGUCGCCGCUACUGUAUCGCAACAUGCUGCCAGAACUGCCUGCUACUGCCUGCCAGCACUGCCACAAUCUAUUCUACCUCGAAGACUUCGAGAUCCAGGUGGUGACGAAAGGCCACUGUCCAUUCUGCCGUCACCCACCGGAACAGCCCCGAGGUGAUGAGGAGGAAACUGAAGACUCACUCCUGAAUGACUCCAGUCUCACCCCAACUAGUCCUAGUAACGACCGCAGUUCUUGGUGAUAAGUACCUGCUUACUUCGAGAACAUUCCACCGUAAGGAUUUUGUACUAUGAACAAUCUGUAUUAAGUAGAUGUUUGAAUAGUUUAUGUAGUAGCUAGUGACGAAAGACAGAACACACAAGUCUGUUGAAUUAGAAUUUAUUUAUUUGCUUGAAAUGUGGUCAUAAUUAUGGGUCUUAAAAUACAAUUAUGUUUCUUGAUAUCUCGUCUCAUAUUCAGCAUGCAAAAAUACGAAAGGGCAUUAUUUAAACCAAACAGAAAUUUUCAAAUGUCAAU
Molecule: messenger RNA, 3752 nt
Organism: Helicoverpa armigera (cotton bollworm)
Lineage: Eukaryota; Metazoa; Arthropoda; Insecta; Lepidoptera; Noctuidae
Gene: Oseg1
Product: Outer segment 1
Exons: 21
Coding region: 208-3477 (1089 amino acids)
Biological process (GO): non-motile cilium assembly; protein localization to cilium; intraciliary retrograde transport
Cellular component (GO): intraciliary transport particle A; non-motile cilium
Molecular function (GO): protein binding
Source: RefSeq, a predicted model, not a curated record